Misgurnus anguillicaudatus (oriental weatherfish) is the source of this 3348-nucleotide messenger RNA. The record is from RefSeq and is a predicted model, not a curated record. Lineage: Eukaryota; Metazoa; Chordata; Actinopteri; Cypriniformes; Cobitidae.
UGGUUUUGUUUAUUGCUGCAGUAUUAUCAUUUUUAGUCAGUAGUAAAUUCAUUUCUAUCACAAAUCACCGCUCUCUCUCUUUUCAACUUUGAUCGAUUUGAUCCACGCUCGACUUCACGCGCUAUUAUCUUGACUUCUUGAGCCUCGUUCAAAUUAGUAGGACUGCGUAAACCUCAACUAACCGUUAUGGAACUAAUUUAAGUGUGACUGAUACAUUUGGUUAAUUCAAGUCAGAUUUUUAACUUUAUUUUAUGGAACAGCCCUCUGAAAUACACCCCUGAAGACUCUAGAGGGCGCUGUGACGUUGAUUCUCGCCACCGGAAGUGUCAGUCGUCAGUGUUCGAAGAUUUCUCUCGCGGUUUUGCAGCGGAGGCUUUAAAAGAUGCAGGCAGUUUCUCCCGAGGAGACGAUAUAUAUCGUGACGAAUUAGCGAUCAUAUUAAAUCAACUGUGUUGUUUAUGGAGGGAAGCACGUGGUGUUGUAGUCUGUAGACUUGAACCCUCUGGAGUCGACUCAAUGUGUUUUCAUUCAAUCUGCUGAUCACACAGGGCAAGAUCAUGGUGAGGACAUAUAAGAGAAAGACCAACAGAGCGAGCACGACUCCCGGCACAAUGCUGAAGGCUGUCAGACAAGUGCUGCUGUUUAAGAAGACCAUACGAGCUGCAGCUGAGGAAUUUGGGAUCAAUUAUCGCACCCUCGCCCGCUAUUGUACCAAAAUUCCACGUGAAGAGGUGGAGGGAGAUGCCGAACAUCCGAGCUGCGCUGUGGGCUUCAUCGGCACCAGACAAGUGUUUAGUGCAGAACUGGAGGUGGAACUGGUCUCCAACAUCUUAACAGCAACCGAUAUUUAUUAUGCGCUGCCGCCUAAGGCCAUCAGAAAAUUGUCCUACCAGUUGGCAAAGAUGCACCAGCUGCAAAUGCCGGCAUCGUGGAGGGAAAAUAAACAAGCGAGCGCAGAUUGGUUUGCCGCUUUUACAAAGAGACAUCCCUCGUUGUCCAUCAGAUCACCCGAACCAAUGAGUGUGCCAAAGGCGAGCCAAAGCACUACACGCCACUAUGAGAUGUUUUACAACAAGCUGAAGGAGAUAAUGGAACGACACCGAUUUAAGCCGGAGGAUGUGUGGAACGUGGAGGAAAUUGGUGUCACUACUGCUCAAAGGGCCGAUCGUGUGGUGAUUAGGAAAGCCUUGGUGCCGCUGGGACCCGUGUCAUCCGCUGACCGGGGGCCUCUCGUGAGCAUGGCCUGUGUCGUUUCGGCAUCAGGAAACACAAUACCGCCCUAUUUCGUUUUCCCGAGAGUACAAUUCAGGGAGCACUUUUUGAACGGCUCGCCCGUCGGGAGCUCGGGUGGAGCCAACAUUAACGGCUGGAUGAGGGAGGAACAGUUCGUCCAUUUCCUUCAGCAUUUCACUCGACAAACCAAACGCUCCCUGGAGAGACCCUGUCUCCUGCUCCUCGACAGUCACUUAUCCUACUUGUCCAUCGAGGGGUUGAGUUUUGCAAAAUCGAACGGUAUCGUAAUGCUCUCCUUUCCCCCACACUGUUCUCGGCAUCUGCAGCCUUUGGAGCGCUCCGUUUACGGCCCGUUUAAGAAAUGCGUCAACGCAGCUAUCGACAGCUGGAUCCUCGGAAGCCCGGGGAGGAGCGUUACAAUUCAUCAUGUUCCAGGAAUUGUUGCCACCGCGUUGCCCCUGUCUGCCACCCCAGCAAACAUUAUGGAGGGGUUUAAAGCCUGUGGAAUUUACCCUCUCAACCCAAACAUUAUUCAUGAAUCAGAGUUUGCUUUAAGUUGUCUUACAGACUAUAACUCUGGCACUUCUGCAUCCAAUGGUUCGGCACAUAAUUACAUCGACUACAUUGGUGACACUUCUGGGUGUUCUCCACAUCCAUCUUCAGAGCGACACACAGCACACGGUGACCUUCAGCCCAAACCAGAUGAACUUCACUCUUACCAGAGACUGAAGACCUCUGAGCAGGACAGUGGACAUCUUGACUGGCUCUCAUGAGCUGGACAGAUACAGGACACAAUAAGAUAGAAAAUGAGUUGUCACAAAAUCACAUUAGCUAGUCCUAUACUCAAACACAAUAUUUGUCACUUUGUUAUUAUUUUGUAUAUUAUUAUAAUUAUACACUUCAUUAACUGCAGCUGCUUCUGUUAGUCAAAUCAAGUGGCUAGUCAAAGCCUGUGACUUUACCAAGGGUGCACAAUGUGAAGCUUGUCACAACAUCUAUUUAGCCCGUCGUGUGUGGAUUGUCAUGUCAAAAUACAUGCCUACUGCAGAGGUUUGAAGGAGUUAAAAGAUGUUUGUCAGAUACUCUCUUAAAGGGUUAAUUCAUCCAAAAAUGAAAAUGAUGUCAUUAAUGACUCACCCUCAUGUUGUUCCAAACCCAUAAGACCUCCUUUCAUCUUCGGAAACACUGUUUAGGAUGUUUUAGAUUUAGUCCGAGAGCUUUCUGACCCUCCAUUGAAAAUCUAUGUACGGUAUACUGUGCACUGCAGUGACGCUGCUGACAUACGGCUCUGCUGACGUGUAAUCCGAGCUUUGUUUACAGUGUGAUGAAUUAGGACAUUCGCAACAUGCAGACUUGUGCACUAUUUAAAAAAUAUAGCAUUACCAAUAACAAACAAUGUAGAAUAGCUUGAAUACAGCGUGCGUCUCCCUCAGAUGGUAAAUGAAGCUCGGGUGCACCAGAUAACACGUCAGCAGCGUCACUGCAGUGUCAUGCAGACCCGGAAGAGAAGGCAAUGCUGAAUAAAGUCGUAAUUUUUGUUAUUUUUGGACCAAAAUGUACUUUCGAUGCUUCAACACAUUCUAACUGACCCACUGAUGUCACAUGAACUACUUUGAUGAUGUUUUUUUAUCUUUCUGGAGUCGGACAGUAUACCGUACAUACAUUUUCAAUGGAGGUUCAGAAAGCUCUCGGACUAAAUCUACAUCAUCUUAAACUGUGUUUCUGAAGAUGAAUGGAGGUCUUAUGGGUUUGGAACGACAUGAGGGUCAUUAAUGACAUCAUUUUAAUUUUUGGAUGAACUAACCCUUUAAUGGCAUGUGUAAUCAGAGUUUAGUGUGAAGUAAAUGUCUUCUGAGUAUUUUGUGAAGGUGAGGCGUCUCUUUUAUCAUAAACCCUUUACACGUGUCUGCAGCAGGCAUGUAUUUUGACAUGACGCAUGAGGCACAUUUUGUCCUGACGAGCCACACACGACACAAACACAUAUUCGUGCCCCUCGGAAGAGAAGUCACCGGCCGCCACUGGUCAAAUCAAAUCGUUCAGUAUUUUUCUAUUUGUUGUUUUUGCUGUUCAAAAAUGAUUGCCUAAAGUCAUUAAAUAUGAGACAUUUUAAACAGA